This is a messenger RNA of Sesamum indicum (sesame), 598 nucleotides long. The record is from RefSeq and is a predicted model, not a curated record. Lineage: Eukaryota; Viridiplantae; Streptophyta; Magnoliopsida; Lamiales; Pedaliaceae.
UAACAUUACGUUGAAUUAAGUAUGGGUUUCCUUGAUGAGACGGUGCAGUUGCUGCUUUAUACUUCAGUAUUAUGGUGCAUCAAGCUCUGUGGUCUCUUCUUCAUAGUUUUUAAGUCUCAGAGGAGUUGGAAAAAGCCUCAUUGCCGAACAUUUUGUUUUAGCUUGCACAUAAAAACCGGUGGUAUGAAUAUAAGUAGGCUCAUGUAUGUGUAUAUGCAUAGACAGAUAAGGCAUGGAAGGGCAAAUGAAAGGAGCGAAAACCAUACUGCGAGUUGUUCUCUUCUCUAUGGUCUGUAUUGGAGAAAGCAAGAGCAGCCCUGUGCAGCUGUUUGGCACUUUGACCGACCUCCUUGUACAUUUUCUGUGCCAGAAGACGACAAUUGUUGGAAGCCUGCAUUGGUAUUUAAGACUGUCUGCUGUCGACUGCCUGCCAUCCCAAUUAUCACUCUCAUCAAGUGAUAAUUGCUAGAAAGAAUUUUCUCUCGUCUCAAGUUUGUAAUGUCAUCAUCGCAUCUUAAAUGCUGCAUAUUUAACCUAUUUUGGUAUUUCUGUAAGCUAUCAAUGAAUUAUUUAAAUGCACUCAGCAGGUAUUAUGUCA